Messenger RNA from Oryzias latipes (Japanese medaka), 2820 nucleotides. The record is from RefSeq and is a predicted model, not a curated record. Lineage: Eukaryota; Metazoa; Chordata; Actinopteri; Beloniformes; Adrianichthyidae.
AUGACUUGCGUACACCCCCGACAUGGACGUCAGCCCACUGAGAGCAGUUUCAGCAGCUCUGAGCUUCAGAAUGCAGACUUUCUCUCCAGGCUGGCCGUUGACAUGAGUGGCUCCCUGGAGCACCACUCUACUCCGUCCCUGCCAAGCAUCGGCUCCUUGGUGGGCACACCUACGGGAUCUUUUGAUGCGUACUCAUGCCAGUUCACUACAACCCCUGCCCAUGUACCUUCAGCGUCAGGCCAGGAAAGCCCCUUCAAGCUGGACGAGCUCCAAGUUUAUGGCUGCUACCCUGGAGCGUUCACUCUGAGUUACCCAGAUGAGGCUGUGUCUCCCAGUGGCUCGGAUUACUUUGGCAGCCCCGCGUCCGCCUCUUCUCCUUCGACUCCUGGGUUCCAGAGUCAGAAUGUGUCUAACUGGGAUUCAGCUUUUGGGCCAUAUUCCCCUGGUCAAGGAUACUGGAUGACUGAGGACACCUCAGGGCCACAUACUCCAUCUUUUUUCAUGUUUGGCUCAGGUUCUGUGGAGGACAUGUCUCAUUUGGGUCAGGCACUUUUCCGAGAGCAGGAACCCUUUGCCGCAUCUCAACCUCACCCAUCUGCGAUGCAGUUUCCCGCUAUGGGGAUGGAACAGGCCCUUUGUCUCGACAGUGCUGAACAGCGGGAUGGAAGUCUAUCGCCCAAGCUGAAAAGUGGAAGUGAGGGCGGCUGCGCUGUUUGUGGAGACAAUGCCUCCUGUCAGCACUAUGGGGUCCGCACCUGUGAGGGAUGCAAGGGUUUUUUCAAGCGCACAGUUCAGAAAAAUUCCAAGUAUGUCUGCCUUGCCAACAAAGACUGCCCUGUGGACAAGAGGAGGAGAAAUCGAUGCCAGUUCUGUCGCUUCCAGAAGUGUCUGGCAGUGGGAAUGGUCAGAGAAGUUGUUAGAACGGAUAGCCUGAAAGGACGGAGGGGUCGCUUACCAUCGAAGCCUAAAGGUGUCAAAGAUGCCACUCCCAUUGUAUCCCCAGUGAGCAUGAUUGCGUCGCUGGUCAGGGCCCACAUUGACUCAAACCCUGCUGUUGGAAAUCUGGAUUACUCUAAGUACCUCGAGAAGGAAGUCAGCGCGAACCAGAAGGAAGACGUGAGUGACAUAAAGCAGUUUUACGACCUCCUCACGGCUUCUUUAGAGGUUAUCAGAAAGUGGGCGAAGGACAUCCCAGGUUUCUCUGACUUCUGCUUGGAGGAUCAGGAACUGCUGGUGGAAUCUGCAUUCGUUGAACUCUUUAUCCUGCGUCUUGCCUAUCGGUCCAAUCCUAAAAUGGAGAAGCUCAUCUUCUGCAACGGAGCUGUCCUGCAUAAAACACAGUGUGUCCGGGGCUUUGGGGAAUGGAUCGACUCCAUCCUGGAGUUUUCUCAAAGCCUUCAUCGCAUGAAGUUGGAUGUCUCCUCCUUCUCCUGCCUUGCAGCCCUGAUCCUCAUCACAGAUCGACAUGGCCUGAAGGAGCCCAAACGGGUGGAGGAUUUACAGAACCAGCUCAUCACCUGCCUGAAAGACCAUGUGACUAGCUGUGGUUCAGAGUCCUUACGGCCCAAUUAUCUGUCUAGACUUCUCGGCAAGUUGCCCGAGCUCAGGACUCUGUGCACGCAAGGUUUCCAGCGCAUCUUUUACCUCAAACUAGAAGAUCUGGUUCCUCCCCCACCAAUCGUGGAGAAGAUCUUUAUGGAAACUCUGCCGUUUUGAGUUCCAGAUGCAAAGAGACCAACUGUGAAAAAAACAUGAGUAGUUUAUCUGGAUGCCAAAGACAAUGGACUUGGUGCUCACACUGCACAAUACCUGUAAAACUUUAAGAGUUUUAACAGAAUAAUAAUAAUCCUAAGGGAUUCUGCAGCGUUAAGGAGAGCACUUCUGAAUCACAAAGUGAAUGAAUAGUUAAAUACACACCUAGAGCCACAAAUGCUCUUCCUUAUUGACUUUCUGGGAAAGUGUGUUGUCUUCAGAUGGAAAAAGAUUGGCCAGCUCAUGGACCAAAUAGUGAGUGUUUACAUGCAACAAUGGGCAAAUUAUGGAAAUACCCCCCAUCGUUGCCAGAUCUGCUGCUCGAGUAUUGAAAAAAUCUUCAUCAAAGCUCUGUAUAACCCUUGUGCUAUCCUAGGCACUUUGACAUAGGGAGUUGGGUCAUCUAGACCCCACUAGACAGUGCGCUGAACUUUUUCCUUCAAUGAUUUGUGAUCUUCACUGGUUUCCAUGGAUUACAUGAAAUCGUCUCCACCUUUAUCCACCUUUGUCAUGGUAGGGAGAACACGUCAAUGGUCAUCUUGACCCCAUAGGAUAGCACAAGGGUUAAAGCAUUUUUAAAAACUUCCUCUUUGUUGACUGAGCUAGGGCUGCACAGUAUCCCUUUAUUGACAUCAGUAUCAUUAUCUCAACCAAUUCACAUUUCAGUUCAGUGUCCAUUAAGGUUAUGCACUGUCUAAAGUGUAUGUUACUAACAAAUAUGAGUGACAGAGUAUUAGUUUGAGUUGUUUUUCAGCUCAGACGAAGUAAAUUGCAUGUUUUCUUGGUGUUGUGCAGCCCUAUAUAUGAGCCAGCAGGAAGCCAGCCAUAGGUGAAACCUUCAGAAUUGAUCACUGGUAUCAUUCAUGUAUCAUGAAUUGUUUUUGAGCAGCUAAUAUUCUGUUUAUUAUCCAGUCUUACUCAAAGAUCCUGUUUGUGAAUGGUUUUUAAAGCUCCAACUGAGCUGUAUUCUACAGUGUGGAGAAUUGUUGUGGGGUUUUGUUUUUACAUACUGAGAUGAUAUUUUGCCAUAGUUCAAUGUGGAAUAAAAUAAAAAACAUUUUAUUUGCA